AUGGCCGGCCUCUGCUCCGUCGGAGGCCUCAUCGGAUUUGCCAAGACCCGAUCCAUCCCUUCGCUCGUUGCAGGCGUCGGUGUCGGUGCCCUCUACGCCCUCGCCGCCACUCGCAUCAAGAACGGCGGCGAUUACGGCUACGAGAUCGCUACGGGCGCCAGCGCACUUUUGAUGGGAAGCUCAGCUCCCAGGUUCCGAAAAGGUCCCGUGCCGAUGGGAUUGACGCUUACCUCUGCGUUGGCGCUGGCAUACUAUGGAAAGAAGGUGUACGACUUCCGACAGUAA
Pseudozyma hubeiensis SY62 is the source of this 285-nucleotide messenger RNA. RefSeq lists its product as hypothetical. The transcript has 2 exons. Lineage: Eukaryota; Fungi; Basidiomycota; Ustilaginomycetes; Ustilaginales; Ustilaginaceae. The record is from RefSeq and is a predicted model, not a curated record. The coding region runs from base 1 to 285 and encodes 94 amino acids. Gene Ontology annotation, cellular component: membrane.